Messenger RNA from Paramecium tetraurelia, 1530 nucleotides. RefSeq lists its product as uncharacterized. The record is from RefSeq and is a predicted model, not a curated record. Lineage: Eukaryota; Ciliophora; Oligohymenophorea; Peniculida; Parameciidae. The transcript is spliced from 2 exons.
AUGUUUGUUUUAUUUAUUAUCUAUUAAUGCUAUGCUCAAUUUAAUAUAUUAACCACAAUUGGAGGGAAAAAUAUUUCAAUAUAUGAAAAUGAAGUGCAGAAUCACUAAUUUAGCGUGCAUGAAUAGUAUCAAUGUCAUCCAUCGGACUUAUUCGAAGAGGAUUAGAAAUAGGGUAGUCGAAUAUUUUAUAUUUAAAAUUUGCAAUCCAAAGCCUUAAAUCUAAGCAUCAUACCUAUAUCAUUAAGACCGAGAGAUAUGCAAUUGAUAAAUGUGCCAAAUUAAGUCGAACAAUAAGAAAUAACAAUUGAAGGGAGUUCAACAUCAACAUACAAUAUAUAUUAUGAGUGUUAUUAGAAUUGGGCCUUUGUUGAGUUGCAUGUUCGAUAUGAGAAGACUAUUCUGAAUUUUAGAUACAUUAAGAUUUGUGAGGACAAACUCUAUUACCAUGAUUACCCUGAUUUAAUAUUGGCAGUAAUAGCCUUGAUAAUCACAUACAUUGGGGCAAUAUAUGGAUAAAAGAGAUUUAAAUUGAAACCUGCAUAAGCAGAACAACAAAUCGACGAAUUAGAAUCAUGUGAGUCCUUUUAUAAGGCGAGACAAAUAUACUCCCCCUAAUAUUCUCAACCAGAGCAAAUAAUCAAAAUGGGUGAAUUUCAAACAACGCCAGACUCUGCUUAGAUAAUCUCUAGAAGAGGAAAAGAGACCAAUCUAACCCUGAGAAUAUUCUUGUACCUAUUCUUUGUUAUUGGAUUGCUAAUUGCUUUGUUCUUAUGGGGAGAGAUCAGCAUACUGGAGAUUCCAAUAUACGGGAUCUAUUUUGUUUGUGUUCAAAUAGCCAAUACAGAUCUCUUGAUAUAUAUAGUUUCAUCUUCCAUCUCGCCCAACAUAAAACUACCUUUAUAUGGAAGAGUAAAAUUGAUCAACUUAUUCACUUAUCUUUUGCAAUUUGUAUACACUUUCUUUCUAGUUCUGACAGACAAUUGGGUGUUGAGAAGUUUCAGUUCGAUUUGCCUUUUAUUUUAAUUAAUUAGAUUCAUGAAGUUUUACAAUCUCCAACAAUUACUAUCAGUAUAUGGUGUUAUUCUUGGGUUAUCAUAUGUUAUUUAGUAUUAAUUUGGGAUUGAAUUUCCGAAAUUGCAUUUCCCAAACACAUUUUUCCUAGAGAAUCCAAAGUUGACAUGUUCAGGUACUACUUUGUUGCAAUUAAUGUUGCCCUGCUCUUUGCUAACUUAUACAAGAUACUUUAGAAGAUAGACAAGAUCACAUUCCAUAUUAUUUAAGUUGGGAUAUUUGAGUUAUGUAAUUGGAGUAGGUUUGACUCUCAAAUCAGACGGAGAUUACUUGUUAUAGACGUUGAUUGAUAACUUUUUGCCAUCAAUAAUGAUCUUUCUGACCAUAAAUGUGUAUGGGAUUGCGAGAAGGGAAAUGAAGCAAUUGUAUUCAGGGAUUGAACCUGGAUUGCAUAAUAGAGCAAUUUAAUAAUAAUAUAGUUAUGAAUUAACAAUUGAUAAAUAUAAUAAAAAUUAGUGA